UGAGGUACCUACGCGCUGCUCAAACCAGCUAGCAGACCCAAUGAUUUACCUGGCAGACCUAAGUGAGGCUGCAGCACAAAACAGAAAAAAUAAAGUUCGCUUCUUUGUAUAGUUUUGUGUUUAGUCUGAACCAGUCGCAGCAUUUUGAGCACGGUCGUGAUCGGCGUCGAACAGUGGAACCUCCCCCGGGACAGACAACAGCGUUUUAGCGCCCUCAACUUUCUGUUAGCGCGGAUUGUGUCAUUCUUCAUCUUGUUCGCAUCGGCAGGCAACGCGUAGCCUUUCGCGCAGCAUCACGAUUUCGGUUGAAUGUUUUCGUUGCUGCGCGUGUUCAUCAAAUCCUUCAUCAUCUUCUCAGCACAGGCGUUUAGCAAAGCAGACGACGGCUAAGUAGUGGCUGGCAUAAUUGACGAGGCACAAAAGUGGAGAAAAGAAGUAAUCAGUACAGUUACAAGCAACCUUUUACCUGCGUAAGCCACUGGCAGUGAUUAUAUGUAUGUUUAAUGCGAACCCUAUGGUAUUGUGUGCAAAUUGGUGAAUAAUUCCACCUGAGAAACCGGAAGAUGGCAACGAUGAUAGAGCAAGCAGUGACCCAAAAGUUCCACAACCAGGAGACAAUUAUGUAUCUGUACAAGUUAGGGUGUUUAGAUUAAUUGAGUGCUGUGAACGGAAUUGACUCAAUUGGAAACAUUGAAUACAAGCCAUUAUAAGCCAACACUAGUGAAAUUAGAACAAGAAACCGUGAGGGAAGAAUUUCAAGUUAAAUAAUAUCUAACUUGCUCGGAGCACAUCCAACCACUGGUAGCGUGACUCCAGCCGAAGCCGAAUAAACAAAUAACUCUAAAAGGGAGACUUGAAAAAAUGUGAUCCCAAUUUUGCGUCUUGCUGCAACCCAGCGCUCAACCGUGUGUGCGUUGACUGGCGAAUUAAUAAUUCAGUGUGCCCUGAUCGCGUGUAGAUCGCGCUUAGAGGCCAGCCAAUCUUGAAUGGAAACAUUGAGGGGGGGAAAAAGUAUGAACCAACAGCCUUAAGGCCAACCAACCGAAGUGAACGUUAUGGCAGCGUCGAAUCGUAAUCGCAAAAAUAUUCUCACGCUGAACGGUGGAGCUCAGCUGCAUAAUAAUUACCAUCUUCAUCAUCAGCAGACCCAAUUGGCACAGCCGCAAUAUCCGUUUCAGGAUGGCACUGGAGCUGGAAGCCACGUUGAAGGACUUCCGAAGCCGUUCGUAUCCGCUAUGCGCACCUUGUUUGAUAUAAUGGACGACCAGAAAACCGGUUUCGUCAAGCUGUCGGACAUCGAGGACCGCUGGCAGGACGACGGGACCAAGGGGCUGCCACGGGGUGUAAUUGAUAGUUUGCGCAAGGUUACGCCCCCAAACGGACUGCUUUCGUUCGAUCGUUUUUGCGGUGGACUCAAAAUCUGUCUGAUUCGCAAUCAAACCGAAGCAUGCAGAAUGAGCCGUCUGUCUAAAGAUUCGGAGAAACUACCGCUCUCCCCAACCAAGCUUUCUGUGCGCCCGCCGUCAGCUCCACUGUUGGACUUAGACACGAUGACUAAACCAUCCUGGGCAAGUAAUAAUGCGAACACUGCAACCGUUCGACCGAACAACGCAAUGCCUGCGCAGAAAACGCUCAGUAUGCCUCAGCUGAACCCCGAUAGUGACAUAGAUCUAGUCCUCGAGUCACCACCCAUCAUCCUCCCAGGUGCCUUCGGACCACCGAAACCACCCCGUGUGGCGUUGAAUCUCGAGCGAAAUCAAACCAAUUCCAACAUCGACAAGGCGGAAAUACGGAACGCUCUCCAAAACUGGCAAAUGUCGCUUCUAAUGAGCGAAACGGACAAAUCCGAUAAAACCCACCUCCGCCUGGCACGCGGACCGGCCGACGGUCAAAUUGAUCUCUCGAACGCAAGUUCAUCACCCUCGUUGGGUAUGCACACAACCGGUCUGUACCAGAAAAAGGCAAACAGUGCCGGUGGUGGCAGCAUCGGACGGCGACGGGAACCGCGAAGACACACACUGCAGAAUGGCGUCGAUUACAAUAUGCUCAAGCGGCUGAAGCAGAUCGAGCAGGAGAAAGAUAUCCUGCUGCAGGGUUUGACGGCGGUGGAGAAGGCCCGCGACUGGUACCUGAAGCAGCUGUCGAUCGUGCAGGAUAAGAUCAAGUAUUUGGGCCGAUGUGGGACGCAUGUGGAAACGUGGACCGACGCACAUCAGGAGCGGCUAGAUUUGCAGAGGGCACGAGUUCUCGAGGUGAAUCGGCACUUACUAACGCUGGCCGAAAGCUGGGAACGGGGUGGAUUUCCAAUGCACAUGAAUCUGGCGCUUCGGCCGCCAGGCUCGAACAUGUCUUACCAGCAUUCUUUGCAUCAGCGGGCCCAGGCCCAAUCGCAGACGCAGACCGGUUCGACCAUUAACCCCCAGCAGACGGAAUUGGUCCAGCGGUUGAAGCAACAGAAUGUCCAGCUCUCGGAGGAAGUCAAUCAGAAGAACGAAAAACUAUCACUGCUGGAGAGGGAGAAAUCAUCACUAAUUAGAGAGCUGUUACAGCUGCAACGGGCCAACCGGGCCGGUAGCAUGACUUCCAAUACCGAGGAACUGGUGUUUUAAUUGUAUCUGAAAUAGAUUGCCUAUCAAAAUCGCGCGAGCAGUAUUGGAUUGCAGCCAUUGGAGAUUUCGUACGUGUUUAAUCUGAGUUACAAUCGCGCUAGUCAGUAGCAGAUUAAAGAAGAGUAACACAUUUAAUGUACGAAAAUAACUGAGAUGUGGUUUUAACAAACAUUUUGGUACAUUAUGCAUUUAUAGAAAAAUAAACAAAAUUUUAACUGCUAAUAAUUCAUAGGAUUGUCUCCGUCAAAACUUUGUGAAACAACAAGUUACAAAUAGCUUAAAUUACUUUUAUUUGUACAAUAAAAAAACGAGCUUAUUUA
Molecule: messenger RNA, 2929 nt
Organism: Wyeomyia smithii (pitcher-plant mosquito)
Lineage: Eukaryota; Metazoa; Arthropoda; Insecta; Diptera; Culicidae
Product: suppressor APC domain-containing protein 2
Exons: 2
Coding region: 1056-2609 (517 amino acids)
Source: RefSeq, a predicted model, not a curated record